Puccinia triticina is the source of this 912-nucleotide messenger RNA. RefSeq lists its product as uncharacterized. Gene Ontology annotation, molecular function: RNA binding. Gene Ontology annotation, biological process: positive regulation of mRNA splicing, via spliceosome. Gene Ontology annotation, cellular component: U12-type spliceosomal complex; nucleolus. The coding region runs from base 1 to 912 and encodes 303 amino acids. Lineage: Eukaryota; Fungi; Basidiomycota; Pucciniomycetes; Pucciniales; Pucciniaceae. The transcript has 4 exons. The record is from RefSeq and is a predicted model, not a curated record.
AUGAACCAAAUCAAGCUCUAUGGCAAGCCGAUCCGGGUCAACAAGGCCUCUUCGGAUCGGAAACAGGUCGAUAUUGACGCGAAUCUUUUUAUUGGUAAUCUCGACCCCAACGUCGAUGAACGAAUGUUAUAUGAUACCUUUAGUACAUUUGGAACCCUAGUCCAGACGGCCAAAGUGAAUCCGUUUUUCUAUUUGAAUCGCACGGAAUCCGACGACCGGCCAGUCGAACGGUACGGCUUUGUAGCCUACGAGUCAUUUGAGGCAGCGGGCACGGCGAUCGAGUCGAUGAACGGCCAGUUUCUGAUGAACAGGGCUAUCGCCGUCCAGUAUGCUUUCAAGAAGGACGGCAAGGGUGAGCGACACGGGACGCCUGCAGAACGACUACUUGCAGCACAGGCACGGAAGAACAAUGCUUUGCCGAGUGCCACCGGGGCUAACCUGCCGGCACCCCCACCUAGCGCACCCAAUCCGAUGUACCACGGAGGUGGGGGGCAAGGUGGAGGACACCAUAACCCAGCAAUGAGCUACCAUAAGCCACCGGGGCCAACCCACCAUGGCGCAUGCCCAGGUCCACCCCAUCGACAGUCCCAAUGGGCUACCGACCUGCACCACCAACCUCUUUCCAAUAACCCACUUCGAGGAACUUCCCCCCUCCUCCCGCCGGUUUCGCGCCCAAUAACAACGGCCACUGACCCUUCCCGCCCGCUCAAAUUCCCCCUCCUCCCGCGAACUUCGCACCUGGAGCCCCUGCACCGCAUUCUUUCCCUCAUCCUCCUUCUCAAACUCAACCAUCUGUGGGAAUUCCUCAAGCCAAUCAGUCUAUCCCUCCCCCUCCUCCCGGUCUCGCCCCUCGAUAACCCUAUUUUUUGUUUUCAAUUCAUCCCGAUGAUUAGCAACAAAACGACAAAAUAA